Theileria orientalis strain Shintoku is the source of this 1446-nucleotide messenger RNA. RefSeq lists its product as uncharacterized. Lineage: Eukaryota; Apicomplexa; Aconoidasida; Piroplasmida; Theileriidae. The transcript is spliced from 5 exons. The record is from RefSeq and is a predicted model, not a curated record. Gene Ontology annotation, biological process: magnesium ion homeostasis. The coding region runs from base 1 to 1446 and encodes 481 amino acids.
AUGGAACAAUGGGCUAAUAUUUUAGCUACGAUUAUUUGUUCGGGCCUUAGUGCCCUGUUUUCCGGUUUAACCAUCGGAUACACCUCACUCGACUUGUUCCAAUUACAUUUACUAUCGCAAUUCGUACCUGUUACCAAGGAGGAAAUAACUAAACAGAAACGGGCAAGAAGAAUUAUACCCCUCAGAUCUGAUCCCAAUCAUCUGAUGAUAACUCUGAUUGUUUGCAAUUCGAUGAUCAAUUCACUUUUGGUUCUUUUCGUUGGAGAAAUAUUUCAAUUCGCCAUGGGUUUCCUGGUCUCUUCGGCCAUCGUUACGUUCUUUGGAGAAAUAUUCCCUCAGACCGUUUUUUUUCGUCACCAGCUCCUUCUGUGUUCAUUUUUCGCCCCUCUCACCAUCUUUUUAAAGUAUACCUUGUACCCUAUAACGAAGCCCAUAUCUCUUCUUUUGAACCUGAUUGUAGGGAAGACCUCUGAAGUUGUGUACAAUAAGCAGGAAUGGAAGGCCCUGGUCGACUUGCAGAGGGAAUGCGGCGGAGUUCUGAGCGAGGAUGAAGCUAAGCUUUUAAAGGCGUGUCUGAGCCUGAGUGGCAUCAAGGUCGAGUCGGUGAUGACGCCCAUAGAUAAGGUCUUUGGACUCGACAUUGACUCCGUGAUAACUGUUCAGCUGAUUGAGGAGAUAGCCAAGGCAGGCUACUCGAAGAUACCCAUUAUGGACCGCAGUAAACCCCAAUCAAUCGUGUCUGUCGUUUUAGUUAAAGAUUUGUUAUUACUUGACACUGGAAGCAGUUAUCAGCUUGACGACCUUUUAUCAGCAAUAGGAAAACCAACUUUCGCAGUUGACCAUGACUUUGGCAUUUUGACAGUGUUAUCACAUUUUAAACAGGACCCCAAUCACAUCGCAGUCGUAAGAAAGGUGGAGUGCGCAGAUGAACUUGAUCCCACCUACAAACAUGUCGGAAUUGUUACCUUAAACGACAUAUUCCAUAUAAUAAACCAGGAUGAGUCUGGUGAAUUUGUUACCACGACAACUGACUCCGUUGAGAGAUCUCGCCACAGGAGCAGAAUAUUUAAGAUACUGGACAACCUGAAGGAUCCUCGUUCCUUCAACUUAAACUCCAUUCUGGCCAUACAGCCCAUUGAAGACCCCGAAAACGUGCUCAAGAUAGUUGGAGUAUCCUGUACCAAGGAGAACCUUGAGAAAAUGAGAGACCAUCGCACAUACGUUAUUAAACCUCAAAUUUUCCUACCAACGCAAUCUUUGACAGUAAUUACAAAGGGCACUGUCUCUGACGAGGACAAUGAGCAUAAGUUUGAAGCGCCUUUUGUAAUCAACAGGAGAAAGCCUAACCUGGCCCACGAGAAUGAAGUUUUUGUCACCUUGACCGAGUGCCACUUGAUCCAAAUUAAUCCUGACUUGCUGCUUUCAUCCACAAAUGUUCCCAAAUAA